Neoarius graeffei (lesser salmon catfish) is the source of this 1816-nucleotide messenger RNA. Its product is annotated as stonustoxin subunit beta-like. The record is from RefSeq and is a predicted model, not a curated record. The transcript has a single exon. Lineage: Eukaryota; Metazoa; Chordata; Actinopteri; Siluriformes; Ariidae. The coding region runs from base 551 to 1138 and encodes 195 amino acids. Gene Ontology annotation, molecular function: protein binding.
AAGCACACACACACACACACACACACACACUUCUGGGCCUGUCACGAUAACAAAUUUUGUUGGACGAUAUAUUGUCUCAGAAAUUAUUGUGAUAAACGAUAUUAUUGUUGACGUCUUUUCAAGACAAUUUUAUGCCACUAGUAAAAUAAUAAUGAUCAUGCAAAUACACCCUUUCAUAGAACAGUCAACUUUUUAAUUAAGUCAACUUAUUCAGUUCCAUGAGGCUGGCAGGGGGAGUCGCUCUCUUCUGUGGGAUCUUUAACUAGGUUUAGAACGCUAGUUUAAGCUGAUAAGUGAUUGAUCUAACGGUAAAACAGCACGAGGGCUCGAGAACUUUGACAGGUUACAAUUUUACUUGGCAAGUGAAUGUAUCUGAAUUCUGAUUGGUUGUCGUAUCUGGAUUCUGAUUGGCUGUUGUGAUAUUAUUGCCCUUUUGUUGUGUUCUUGAGCCCAGAGUGGGGGGAGGGGGGAGUGACAGGGUUCUACAGAGAAAAGUUUUCACUGCAACCGAACUGCUGUUUUCGUGACCACGCCCCCAGCGCGGAUAUUCAUGUUCACAUUGUUCAGUUUGUUUUUCUCUUUUAUUUUAGAUUUCUGUUAUCUGACUCUGGAUCCCAACACGGCGCAUCGUCGCCUCAUUCUGUCUGAGAAGAACAGAGCGGUGAGAGUCAGUGAGAGAGAGCAGCGUUACUCUGAUCAUCCAGAGAGAUUUGAUUACUGGUGUCAGGUGUUGUGUAAGGAGAGUGUGUGUGGACGCUGUUACUGGGAGGUGGAGUGGAGCGGUGCUGGUGGUGUUGUGGACAUAUCAGUCUCAUAUAAAGACAUCAGCAGGAAAGGACCGGGUAAUGAGUGUGGGUUUGGGUUCAACAAUCAGUCCUGGAGUCUGUGGUGUUCUUCUUCUUCUUCUCUCUCUUUCUGGCACAACAGCAUUGAGACUGAUCUCAGAGUUCCAUCCCCCUCCAGAAUAGGAGUGUAUGUGGAUCACAGUGCAGGAACUCUGUCCUUCUACAGCGUCUCUGACACGAUGAAGCUCCUCCACAGAGUCCACACCACAUUCACUCAGACUCUAUACGCUGGGUUUGGGUUCGGGCUCUUCUGGGUUUCUGGUUCUACAGUGAGAUUGUGUGAUCCAGAAUAAAAGUGUGUCGUGUUUUCUGUAAAAUUCCUGCACGUUGCCACGUUGUUGCUCAGUCGUCUGUUUCACUAGAACACAAUCCAGCUGCACAAAAACACUCAUUUUAAUAUUUAGAUUAUAAAAUAUGCCGAUGUCGUGUUCAUCCCAUAUUCAGCCUGGAUGAUGAUUGGCCCGCAGAUAGAACCUUAUAAAUCCAGGUUUAUCUGUGAGUUUGGGAUUUUUAUUCAAAUAUUACAGUCAAAGCUUUGCAGAAUAAAAGAUAAGAGCACAGGAGAAUAAAGUUUCCCCCAGUGAUGGAGUUUCUGUGCUGAACUCAUUUUCAGACAGAAGCUUUUAAUACUGAGGUCAGGAUGUCAGCAAGCCGCUGGAUUGAUACGCAACGGGGUUUUUCUCCACUUUGGAUGGAUAUUUUUAGAUGAUUUAAUCUGUGGGAAAUAACUACAGUGUCUUAAAUAUGUGUUUGUGAAAAUCACUGUAAACCUACAACUGACUUUCCUCCAAAAAUCAUCUCUUUUAAUGUUGUCAUAUAUUGUGUGUGUGAAUAAUGAUGAUAAAUCUGUCUCUGUGAACUGGAUCUGUCUGUGCUCUGACUCCUGAUUUAGAUUCUCAACAUGAUUGUUGGAAAAACUUUUUUUUUAAAUCCUUUUAAUUUUCAAUCAAAUAAAGCAAAAAACAAAACAA